Messenger RNA from Drosophila rhopaloa, 4231 nucleotides. RefSeq names its product mucin-17. NCBI's taxonomy places the organism in Eukaryota, Metazoa, Arthropoda, Insecta, Diptera, Drosophilidae. The transcript is spliced from 6 exons. The record is from RefSeq and is a predicted model, not a curated record. The coding region runs from base 296 to 3793 and encodes 1165 amino acids.
CUUCAGUUUACCUUCAGUCACGGGCGCGAUCAGUUGACUUUUCCAAUUCGUGUGCUCUCGCAGUGUCCAAAAGCAAAUACCGCGAAUACCCAACCCGGUCGGAAAUAUUCCUAUAAAACAUAUAGUCGAUUCUGUGCAACAUUUGUGAUUGAAUUCAAAUACAAAUCGAUUGCAGGGAGUAAUUCUUUUUCCAAUUCUCCCCUUUCUCAAAUGGAACCAAUCUUCUUGAACAACGGGGGACGAUAAAUUGGCAAAGCCUGGCAGAACCUGCGAUUGGAAUUGUAACGGAUGAAAAAUGGAUACCGUCUAUGGGACAAAGAAAUACUUCCAGAGUUUAUCCGGCGUGAGUGAUAUAUACAGGGCGCAGACAUGUCGGCAAAUGAGCGCGGAUUAUACGUACCAGAACACAGUUGGCCGGAGGUCGCAGCUGGGGGCGUACUAUCACAUGAACAAGCAGCCCUCGUACACAAAUGAGCACAGUUUGAACAGUCAAUAUGGAUAUAACACGUGGGGCAUCUGGCGGGAUGGAAGGAACAUUGCCCCAUCCACCUUCUCGGCCAAGACACAUACUCAAUACCCCAAGAAUCGAUCCUUCAGCAUUAUCCUGACCACGGCCGCUUUUAUAGUCCUGCUGGCUGUCAUCUCCAUUGCCGGACUGGCCUUCUACUUUAGCUCGAUCAAGACCACGCUGGAGGAUCCUGUUAUGGGCUUCGAGGGUUCCUUCCGCAUUGCCAAAGGAGAUCUCUUCUCCACGGGCCUGAAAUACAAUCACACCACCACCUACAAGCAGAAGAUUGAUUUCUACAAAAGGUUUGUGGAGCGAUCUAUGAUGGAUAAUGGACUGCAACCAAUUCGCACUGACGUCUGGGGCUUUGGAGAGGGUCCGCUGAUAAAGGUCUCAUUCCGAGUGUUCCUUGAUGUCCGUAAACUACCACAAAAUAUUCUAAGCGUAGAGGAGUACAUUAAGGAGUCGCUGUUCCUGGAAACUUCUGCCACAAAGUCUCUAUAUCGUUCAUUGCGUUUGGAUACAGAGUCUGUGGAGAUUAAACGUAUAAUGGAUGAGCAGGUGGUGCGAUCUGCAGCUAUAUUAAAGGAAGCCCAAACGGUGCCCACUAGUCAAACCCAAUUGGAAAAACGACUCAUGAAGAAGGGCAGUACUCCAGCACCAGCUUCAAUUCAUCCAAAACCCUUAGGAGGCAAUACCACACCCAAGCCGAAGAAUCCCCUUUUGCGCAGCCAUUCCGCCGAUGAGGAGCCUGAUAUUGAUGUGGAGAAUGCUCCGGUAAUUCAAGGAUCUUUUGAGGGUUCCUUUGAAAUCACCAAGACGGAUGCGGAUAUUGCCAGGAAGAAGACUCCACCAACUCGGGCAUAUCAGGCCACUAGUAGUAGUACCUUGCCACCCAAGGCCAUUGCAGUGACACCGUUUUCAUUGAGGGUGAAGCCCAAAAAACCGAGCAUUGAGAAGUUAACGACCGUGCUGCCACAACAGGUGUCCACAGGAAGUCCCACCAGCACCACCAGGGCAACCACUAAGGCCACCAAGGCAACAACUACUACGACAAAGAGAACCACCACCUCUACUACCAGAAAAACCACCACUACGACUACUCCUAAACCUACAACAACAACUACGACAACCACGGAGGCUACUACUACAACUACCACUUCAACGACUACCCCUCCACCACCACCUAGUACCACUAGAGCCACCACAACUACCACCACCACUUUCACCUAUCCCUCGGUGAGCACUCCCACUUCGAGUCAAGGAGGAUCUCUGCCCAAAUUGGAUGCCAAUCUAUUCACAACCUUCCCCAUUUUGGAUACGCAACCUUGGAGACCAAUGCAUAGAGAGGUUCCGGAACUUCUACCCGGUCCACCACCCGCUUUUCCCACAAAAACUUUACCUGGAGGAACCACUCCAACUGUAAAUCACAUUCCCCAGCGGAGGGUUGAUGAAUUUGAAUUGCCUUUCAUUGGAGAUAAUCCCACUCCUCCGACAGCAGCCGUGGCUCCAGUGACCAUUGAUCCCUAUAGUCUUGGAUUCCUCAACCCGGGACUGCGAGUACAGGAACCAAAACCAAAUCAUGGACAGCAUCCACAGGAUCAGGACAUGCUUUUCUACCACAACUUUGGCAGUCCCAUUUUUAUGCCAGGCACUGAGAAUAUAGAACGUUUGGGAGGAGCCCUUGUGGAACCACAUCCUCUGCCCGUGCCCCUCAUCGAUGAUGUUAUCAUUCCCCCAUUUAAGCCUAUUGAUCCUACGAUAGGAACGGGUGAGAAACUGCCCUUUAAUCUGGAUGUUAGCAACGAGAGAUUCGAGCAUUUGGGUGGGGGAGUCAUUGCCAAGAAGCCGCAGGAGAAGGUGGAGAAAAAGGAGCACCCUGCGAAGAAGGAGCCACUGGAACAGCAAAUUAAGGAAGUGAAUCAAACGCUGGAAAAGAAGGUUGUUCAGGAGAAGAAAGAUCAGCAAGUAAAGACAGAGCAACAUGAGAUCACCACAAAGCGAGUAAUUAAAGAGGAGAAAGUGGAGGUCACGACAGCGCCCUCAAAGAUUGCAGUUAAUAGCGCACCGAAGCCAACCAAAACUCCAUCGCUACCUUCCCUUAAAACAACGGAUAAUUCUGUUUUAGCUGAUACCAUCGGAGAAUUCUUUAUGGAACUACUUAACUUGCCUAAAGAAGAUAAUGCCACUGCCACUAAGAAACCAACAGAGGAGCCGAUAGAAUCCAGGAUAGAACCAGAGGAAGAGGAGACCCAGAAGUCACCCAGCUUGAGCCACUCCAAGCCGAACUUUAUGAACCUUAAGGAGAUCAUUCUGCAGAGGAAUACCCCUUCCUCGAUUCUAUCCAAUGAAACUUUAGAGGAGGAUACUACGACAACAACACCAACAACUACAACUACCACAACGGAGGAGCCCAGGACCACCAAAAGGAAUCGCAUCCGCACAACAAGUGAACGACCCACUAUGAUGGACGACUCCAACUUGUUUCCUUCGCAUUCAAAGUGGGAGUUUGUGAACAGUUCUUCGGCUCAGGGAUUUGGACAUAAUUCGAAUAUGAGAAAGGUCUUCAAUAAGACUCUGCAGGCAUGGGUAUCGGAGGACAUUGACAAAUCGGAGAAUUUAACUUUGAGUGAUAUCAAGACGAGAAUUAACAAUGCUAGCAACAUUCAGGACAUCUCGUUGAUUUUCGACACAUUGGCUUCUAAGUUGGGCAUUACUCCUAGUGUUCCCAACAAGUUCCCUCCCUUUUCGCAGAACAAAAUGAAGCAGGCACCGAAAGAGGAAGUCAGGCGACCCAUUCUCACCUCCACAACCACGGAAGUUCCAUUAGUUGUCCCGGAAACAAUCCUGCCCGUGGAGAGGGAACCUUUUAUUAAACCCAUGGCCAGCUUUCUAGAGGAUGGCUCCUCGGAAGUUCUAGGAGCUGCUAUCCCUGUGAUUGGCGAGGCGGAAGUGGAGGUGGUGGACCCACUGAAUUACGAAGAGAUGCUUAAGAUCUCUCAGUUCGCUCCCAGUAGCACGGAACCCAGUGUGCAUCGAUUGGUGACCCUACUUCCGGUGAGAUCCAACUCCGGAAUCCGCACGUAUAGACCACCGGCCGAGGAUGAGGAGACGCAGAGGAGUGCGAGUGAACCAGUGCCUGUUCCUGCUCCCGCUCCCGCUCCCGCUCCAUCCCCCGGAAAAAUCAGUAUCCGGCGCAAGAGCAACCUCAACCAGAGCCGGAGAUUCGGCCAACCACCCGCAGAGGCGGUGGUCAAGGGCGGCAUCCAGGUGACGGUCAAGAAGUGAUCACAGAGUCGGCCAAAUAGCUUCACCAUGAGAUUAGCGAAGAGACGAGUUCUACCAUAGAGCCCCAUGAUUUAGCUUAGACCACUAUAUGUUAGCUAUAAGUAGGGAAUAUAUAACCUUAGUUAGGUCGAUCGUGCAAAUAACGAAAUCUUGUUCGAAAAUUGUUUACCAUCAUGUUGGAACAAUUUUGGAAUGACACUUCCGGUUAUACUCGGCGGUAUCUGCGACUGCCAGUCCUCAGUAUUUAAGACAAACCACAUCACAUUCAUUGCCUAAGUAUCAAAUCAUUAGUUUUUAAACGAUCCUACAAUUUUCGAAUAUUAUUUUUUUCAGUUCAUUGCGAUUCUUAUGUUAAUGUUAGUUGUGGAUGCGUAGAGAAGUAAUUUUAGUAAAUGAUUAAGUUCGAUCUUUGAAUAAAUGUGAAUAAUUUAUUAUUAA